Thunnus maccoyii (southern bluefin tuna) is the source of this 5744-nucleotide messenger RNA. It is a transcript of the gene xpot, whose product is annotated as exportin, tRNA (nuclear export receptor for tRNAs). The coding region runs from base 229 to 3144 and encodes 971 amino acids. The record is from RefSeq and is a predicted model, not a curated record. Lineage: Eukaryota; Metazoa; Chordata; Actinopteri; Scombriformes; Scombridae. Gene Ontology annotation, molecular function: tRNA binding; small GTPase binding. Gene Ontology annotation, biological process: intracellular protein transport; tRNA re-export from nucleus. Gene Ontology annotation, cellular component: cytoplasm; nuclear matrix; nuclear pore. The transcript is spliced from 25 exons.
UUGGCGACCCGGAUGCUAACCGGGCGGACACGCCGCACCACCGCUUCUGUCGUGUAACCGACAUGCAACUGAUUUCUGGAGGCUUCGCAGCGGCUCCGUGAUGAUUUAACGACAGAGAGAGAGAGGAGAGAAAACACCCGAUGAAUUGAGGCUUAACUAAGAUGAAAGGAAUCUGCCUGACAGCAGCAGAGAGGAGUGAACCUGCCUUGGAGGAAAGCUAACCCACGAAUGGCCUGCCAGUCUGUCGCUGCAAUCAUGGACGAGCAGGCCCUGCUGGGGCUCAACCCGAACGCCGACGCCGGCUACAGGCAGAGGGCCAUGGCAUACUUUGAGCAGCUGAAGGAGUCUCAGGAUGCCUGGGAGGUGUGUGCAGAGGCCCUCGCUAAAGGGAUUUACAAUGACGACCAUGUGAAGUUCUUCUGCUUCCAAGUUUUGGAACAUCAGAUCAAGUUCAGACACGCUGGUCUGAGUGGCGCUCAACAGCAGCUCAUCAGAGAGACUCUGAUGAAGUGGCUCCAGUGUCAGCUGAUAAACGCUCAGCCUGAGAAGCCCUUCAUCAGGAACAAAGCAGCUCAGGUGUUCGCCCUGACCUUCGUCAUGGAGUACCUCACUCUGUGGCCCAAGUUCUUCUUCGACAUCCUGUCUCUGGUGGGUCUGAACCCUCACGGCGUGGACGUCUACCUGAGGACGCUCAUGGCCAUCGACGCCGAGGUGGUGGACCGAGACAUCCUGCACGCACCCGAGGAGACGCGCAGGAACACUUUAAUCAAAGACACCAUGCGGGAGCAGUGCAUCCCAAACCUGGUGGAGUCCUGGUUCCAGAUCCUGCAGACGUACCAGCAGUCCCACCCAGAGCUCACCUGUCAGUGUCUGGAGGUGGUGGGAGCCUACGUGUCCUGGAUCGACCUCAACCUCAUCGCCAACGACCGGUUUGUGAACCUGCUGCUGAGUCAGAUGUCGGUGGAGGAGCUCAGAGAGGAGGCCUGCGACUGCCUGUUUGAAAUCGUCAACAAAGGAAUGGACCCCGUCGAUAAAACCAAGCUGGUGGAGUCUCUGUGCCAAGUGCUGCAGUCCGCUGGAUUCUUCAACGUGGAUCAGGAGGAGGACGUGGACUUCCUGGCCAAGUUCUCGCGGCUAGUGAACGGGAUGGGACAGAGUCUGGUGCUGAGCUGGACCAAGCUGGCCAAGUCCGGCAACGUGAAGGAGGCGGCCGAGACGCUGCAGGCCAUGGAGGCCAAAGUGCCGCUGCUGCUGCAGCUGCUGGUGCACGAGGACGACGACAUCUCCGCCAACAUCGUUGGCUUCUGCUACGAAUACCUGCACGUCCUCAAACAGCUUCCUCAGCUGACAGACCAGCAGAAAACAAACAUAGAGGCAAUCAUGCUCGCCGUCAUGAAGAAACUGACAUACGACGACGAGUACAACUUUGAAAACGAGGGUGAGGACGAGGCGAUGUUCGUGGAGUACAGGAAGCAGCUGAAGAUGCUGUUGGACCGUCUGGCUCAGGUGUCUCCAGAGCUGCUGCUGGAGGCCGUACGCCGAGUCUUCACCAACACCAUGCAGAACUGGCAGACGGCUCCGUUCAUGGAGGUGGAGGUGGCCAUCAGGCUGCUGUAUAUGCUGGGCGAGGCCCUGCCGGCGUCUCACGGCGCUCAUUUCUCCGGAGACACGGCGAAGACGAGCGCUCUGCAGGACAUGAUGAGGACGCUGGUUUCCUGCAGCGUCAGCAGCUACCAGCACAGCUCGGUGUCUCUGGAGUUCUUUGAAACGGUUGUUCGAUACGAUAAAUUCUUCAUCGUGGAGCCUCAGCACAUUCCAAAUGUUUUGAUGGCAUUUCUGGACCAAAGAGGACUGAGACACAACAGCCCAAAGGUCCGCAGCAGAGUGGCCUACCUCUUCUCCAGAUUCAUCAAGACUCUGCAUAAACACAUGAAUGCCUUCACUGAGGACAUCCUGACCAGGAUCCAGGACCUGCUGGAACUCACUCCUCCUGAAAACGGCUUCCCGGCUCUCCUGACCAGCGACGACCAGCUCUUCAUGUUCGAGGCGGCGGGCGUGCUGAUAGUGAACGGCGAGAGUCCCGCGGAGAGGAAACAGGCGCUGAUGAGGAGCCUUCUGACGCCGCUGAUCGACGCCUUCCGCCUGCUGCUCGCCAAACUGCCGCAGGAGACGGAGGAGGAGAGACAGGCCGCCCUCGCCGACUGUCUGAGCCACGCCGUCGGCUUCGCCAGUCGGACCAGCAAAGCUUUCAGCAACAAGCAGACGGUGAAGCAGUGCGGCUGUACGGAGGUCUACAGAGACUGUCUGCAGACCUUCCUGCCUGCGCUGAGCUGCCCCGUCCAGCGGGGGGUGCUGCGCAGCUCCGUGCGCUCCUUCCUGCACCGGAUGAUCAUCUGCAUGGAGGAAGAGGUGCUGCCCUUCAUCCCCGCAGCCUCCGAACACAUGCUGAAGGACUGCGAGGCCAAAGACCUGCAGGAGUUCAUCCCGCUCAUCAGCCAGAUCACCGCCAAGUUCAAGCGGCAGGUGUCUCCGUUCCUGCAGCAGGUCUUCAUGCCGCUCGUGGCCGCCAUCUUCGAGGUGUUGGCGCGGCCAGCGGAGGACAACGACCAGGCAGCCGCGCUGGAGAAACAGAUGCUGAGGAGGAGCUACUUCAGCUUCAUCCAGACCAUCACAGGAAGUGGCAUGAACGAGGUGAUGGCCAAUCAGGGAGCGGAGAACAUCGAGCGAGUUGUUUUCACCAUCAUCCAGGGAGCCGUGGACUUCCCCGAUCCCAUCGCUCAGAAAACCUGCUUCAUCAUCCUCUCCAAACUCGUGGAACUGUGGGGAGGUAAAGACGGCAUGGUGGGUUUCCCCGACUUCAUCUACAAACACAUCGUCCCCGCAUGUUUCCUGGCUCCUCUCAAACCGACCUUUGACCUCUCAGAUGCUCAGACAGUCCUGACGCUGUCAGAGUGUGCCGUCACGCUGAAAAUGAUUCAUCUCAAAAGGGGGCUGGAGUUUAUUCAGUUCUUACAGCAGGAGUAUCUGCCCUCACUUCAGGUGUCGCCAGAAAUCUCUCAGGAGCUGUGUCAAGUCAUCCAGCAGCCAGACAUCAAAGUCCUGAAAACUUACAUUAAGGCGUUCUUCCAGCGAGCAAAGCUGUAGGGAAUAAAACUGGAAGUUCACUGGGACUGAAAGGACAUUUCACAGGAAGUGGUCGGUCGUACACGCCACUUACAACAACAAAAAAAUGGAACUUAGCAUAGGAGCUGCUUUUGCACUUAAAAAGUAAAUGCAUAACAAAGCCCAGUCUGUCUAAGUCGGGUAAAUGGACAGAAGGUCGGUGGACGGAUAAAUCCCUCCUGACUGCCGACGAGACGAGCUGUCCACGUGGACUCAGAGACAGAAAGAAGCUCGACUGCUGAUCAGAAACAGGGAGAACUUUCUACGGAGUCGUGUGGAAAGGGCUUUUUAGAAGUAAACAGAUCUGUGGGAGAGGACACUACCUGUCUGGAAAACAUUUGGUAAUUAUCCUUCAACGAUCCGAACACUUCCCUGUUAGGAUUUGUGAAAUGAUAGCUUUACUCUAGUCAGACCUCGACGUUAGAAACCACAUUUCAGAACAUGCUAGAUUUGAUUUUUUUCAGAUGUCAUUUGCUGCCACAGAUUUUGGACAAAAAAAAUAAGGGCUGAAUUGUAUUAUUUUUAUUUAAAUGUGGCAUUGAUUUUUUCUUUUUCUAUGUGUUGAGGAUUGGAUGGUUGAUUUUUUAAGUUUGAAGUGAAACAUUAAGUGCUUACAGCCCGGCUCGAUGUGCAUUUGCCUUCAAGGUUUUUCGGACUUUUAUUUUCCUCAAUUCUCAAUUCAGAAGCAAAUAUUAUCUGUAUUAUCUCAACAGCUCUUUUUAUUUGUUACAUAAUUGGAUGUAGAUACUCAGUUCAGAGCAACAUCAUUCCCCUGUGGUGUUUUUUUGUGAUAAAAAAAAUUUAAGAAACAAUCCUCAUGGAAUAUUUCUGUUUCCUGGAAAAAUAACUAAUGCUUUGGGCUGUCUUAAUUUCUUCUUCUUUUUUUUUUUUUAAAUAGAUGUUUGGCAUUUUUUUUGCCUUUAUUGAUAAAGAGGAGUCAGACAGGAAACAUGGGGAGAGAGAGAGACGUGUAUGACAUGCAACAGAGGUCACUGGCUGGAAUCGAACCAGCAACAUGGCGUGCACAGUAAUCAUUAGGCUACCGGAGCGCUCCCGGGAUGUCUUAAUUUCAGAUGGAAAUGAAUAUAAAAUGGAGGAACAAAGUGUAAAUAAGAGAGUAAGAUGUUAAAAAAUGUAAAUAAAGUUCCUAGGUUUAGUUUUUUUUAAUCUUCAUUACCAUCUGGAAUCUAUGGAAGACCAUUUCUGUCAUAAAAACGAAUAAAAAGAACCAAAAGUUAAGACUAAUAAAAAUAAAAAUACCCUCAAAAGUCAAAAGUUUGACUUGCUAAUCAUUUUGACUCAGUAUUUAUGACUUAGUAUUGCAUAAGUUCGACAUGAUAAACUUACAAAUUUCAUAAUUUCAUAAAGUCAAGAUUUUUUACAAGUUUCAAUUGUUUCGUAAUUUUGAACCAAGAACUAACGAGUUUUUGUCAUUGAUAUUGUUUAAAUCAUAUUUUGACUCACUGUCACAUAAUUUUGAUCUGGAAAAUCUUGCAAUUAAAGUUGCAUUUGUAAAAUUGUGACAAACUAUCUCAUAUGAUCUCAUAAAUCUCAUAAUUCUGACUAAAAAGUCAUAAUUCUCAGUUAACUUCUAUCAUAAUGGUGACAUAAGUAUGUUAGUUUAUAAUAAUCUUAAAGAUCAUUUUAAAUUAUCAUCUCAUACUUUUGACUUUGUAAAAAUGUAAAUUCUACAAGUAUGACAUAAUGAGUCAAAUAUUCAGCUUUCAGCAUUUCGACCCUCCAAAAAGAUCAUGAUUUGACAUAAAAGUCAUCAUUUUAAGUUACAGCCUUUUAAGUUUUCAUAUUUCUGAUUUAGUAUCUCAUAAUUUUCCAUUUUAAAUCUCAUAAUUGUGACUUAAAAUUGACAUUGACAUAAUUUUGAUUUGAUAUCAUAAGUGCUAUUUUUAUAAGGGCUAUUUUUAUUUUUGUCAUUCCUUACUUUUAAUCUUUUUUUUUUGUUUUUAUGGCAGGAUUGAGCUUCCGUAUCAAACGCAUAACUCAUUCAUAGGAAUCAUUCAUGUAAAGCUCAUGUAAAAAAUAUGAAUUUGCCCGUGUACAAAAGCAGCUCGGUGAAUUUUAUAUUUGUGACAAUUCAGGAUGAUCGACAAAUUGAUUAUGCAACGCUUAACCGCGAGCAAUACUGUGAAGGAGCUGUAAAACAGUUAAAAACUGUCCUAACGAAACCAAUCAGUGCGAGACGAUGAGAUCCAACUGUGACAACUGACUGUAACGACAUUUCUGCUGAUGUAAAAAAAGGCGAAUCCACUUUUCAAACUGCUGUCGACUCUGUACUGAUGCUUCUGUUCUUUAAAACUUUGGAUAUUGUGAUUCCCCAGUUUGUGCUGUUUAACUGUACAUGUCGGUCACAGAAAUACCCCCCCACCACCCCCCACCCCGUCAUGUUCUGUUUCCUCUGUUAAAAUCAGUUUGUGAUGUUCAGUGCAGUCCUUGUAAUUUGACUUCUUACUGUAGCUCCAAUACAUUUUCCCUGAAACGCUGCCUUUUGAAAACCUCCAGAGAAAAGUGCCUGAAAGUGUUAAGUGUUCAUACAGGCAUAUAAAUAAAGCUAGUUUAAGAUUAAA